Molecule: messenger RNA, 3413 nt
Organism: Harpia harpyja (harpy eagle)
Lineage: Eukaryota; Metazoa; Chordata; Aves; Accipitriformes; Accipitridae
Source: RefSeq, a predicted model, not a curated record
CACCCCACGCAGCGCUGUCAUGGCACACUGUGCUGUGCACAGGGUUUAUGGCUGUUACCCACAGCCAGCCAGGGUUCUGGGAAGGCUUUAUCAGCCCCAGUCCAGAGAGCAAGGGCUGAGCCAGGGCGGGGGCCAGGGCUGGGUGGCCUUGGUACAUGUCCCAGCACCCCACGGGGAGGGUGAAGGCCUCUCCCCAACUGGCCACCUGGACCCUCGGCUCUGCUCAGCCCCCCAGCGUGGUCUCACCCCUUCCCCACUUUUCUCAGCACUCUGCCCCUGCCUUGGGCUUGGCCUCUGGGAGCAACCUUCUGUCCCGCAACAGAGACCCCAGGGGAACCGGUGGCGAGAUUUGCCCUGCAGGACUGCCUGGGGAGGGCACGAGGGAGCCUCUGCUUGUGGGGCUGGAAGUGGGGAAUGGGCACCGGGCGGGCAAUGCUGCAGGGUGCCCAUAGGAUUGCGGAGUGCGCUGCUCCGGCUGUCAACUCUGCCUGGGAGGGGGAUGCAUUUGCAGCUUGUCUUGGGGACAGCUGAACUCCCCUCCCCGAGGGCUGUGGUCACAGAGGUGCCUGCAGAGCACACUUUCACCCACCGGGUGCUCAUUCGGGUGCUGUGCGGCCCCCUUUCAGGGCAGCGCAGGUGGGAGACACUGGAGAGGCAGCUCUGCUCACCACAGCCACACCUGGGGCUGUUUUUUAACACUCCCCCCCCGGUGGGGGUCCUGCACCACACUGCUCCAGAGGAUGCAGAGGGCCAUGGCCAGGGAUCCCCCCCCCCCCCAGGGUGGGCAGGUCUGCAGCUGCUUAGUGCCCCUUUCCACCCCUCAGGCUGCCCCAUGGGACUCCCACUGCCAGGGGGACACGUGGGCUGGUGCCAGCAUCACCCUGCUGGCACUUGGCACACCUGAGGGACUCCCUGUGCAGAAGCCCCCCAGCCCACAAGCCCGGGGAGAUGGGCAGACAGGCCUGGUGGCGGGACGGCUUCCCACAUCCCACUGGGAGCCAGGGUGCGUGGCCCUCCCCAGGCCAUGCCGUGGCGGCGAUGGUAUCCAUUCACCCCUUUGCAGACCCCCAGGCGCCCUGGGCUCAGCGUUGCGGGCUCCCACCCAGCCAGCCCUGGGUUGGUAUUUGCCCCGACGCCUCCCUGCAAACCUGCUGCGGCCAGUCCCGGCCCCGCCUGCCCGCCCUUCCUCGCCAGCGGGAAGAGGAGGAAGAGGCAGCUGCGGGCUGGGAACGGCUCUGGAAGGAGUGCGAGUGGGAGCGGGAUACGAGCCAGGCCGUGGGGCAGGCUGGACGGGACAGGAGGGCUCGGCUGUGCUCGCCACCAGGUAUGGUGUGGACUGGGCAGGAGCUGCCCCGGCGAGGGUGCUCUGCUGCCCGCAUGUGGAUCUGGCAGCUGAGCCUUCUUCCCGUCCCCUACGGAGCCAGCGGGGCCAUGCAGCCUCGCUCCGAGCACCGGGAGGGACCCAGGGGCCAUCACACCCCAGUUCCCACCCGCAAGCCGGCAGCAGAGCUGGCCUGGCCGCCCCUGGGGACCCGGCAUCCGCCCUGGCACACGCCGUCCCUCCCGCCAGGAUGGGGUGCAGGCUGGCGGGACAGGGUCCGGGUGGCUCCUGGCGCUGGGUUUGGGGCCUCUGUGCUGGGGAGGCCGCAAGGACAGGGGUGCGGCUUUUCCCCGGAGCUGGCUGGUGGGACGGUAAUUGUGCCGCUCCCUCCGGGGCCGUGGGGCAGCAGGCAGGGACUAACCACUGCCCCGCUGCCGGCACUGCUGCCUACGGGCUGCUGGGUUCUCCCCGCUGCCGGGCAGGGCUGUGCUGCUGCGGAAACUGUGUCACGGAGAGGAGCACUCGUGUGACCAGGUGGGCUUUGCUCUCCUGGUCCCAGCAGGAACUGAGCCACGUCCCCUCUGGGAGAGGGACUGGCUGGUGACACCGUCAUGGGAGCUGCUGUGCUAAGGGGAUGGGCAGCAUGGGGACUAUCCCCCUAACCUGCCCCAUCUCCCCCAGCUGCGUGUCGGACUCAGCCUUCAUGCUGGGGAAGCUGAGGAGGAGCGGAAGGGGGGGGCUGGUGGAGAAGCAGUGGCAGAGCCUGGAGGAGAGGAGCAGCACCGGCACCCGGCUGGGGCACCCUGUGCUCACCAGAUCCAAAACCUGUGACCCCUCCUUCUGCACGGACACAGAGCAGGCUGCAGUGGCCACAGGCAGGCAGGGAAACCCGUCCCCGUCGCUCAGCAAGCGCACCGCAAGUUACCGCAAAGCCUUCGGGGAGCUCGCUGAGCGGGAAGAGCUGCUGGCCUGCUUCUCCUGCGCCUGGCAGAGAGAGGUGCCCUACCAUGGCCGCCUCUACAUCACCUCCCACCACGUCUGCUUCCACUCCAGCCUCCUGCUCAAGGACAUCAAGGCUGUGGUCCCUGUCACCUCCAUCUCAGCCUUCAAGAAGACCAACACGGCGCUCCUGGUGCCCAACGCACUCAGCAUCCGCACUGCCGAGGGGGAGAAGUUCCUUUUUGUGUCACUGCGCCGGCGGGAGGCCACGUACCAGCUCCUGAAGUCAGUCUGCAAACACCUGCAGGACAACAGCUGGAGCGCUCUGGCCUCUCUGAGCAAUGAGGAAAUCCUUAGGAAGCCUCUGACCUCAAGCCAGUCAGACCUGGAGCAGAGUAACCCAGAGCCUGACAGCCUCCAGGAGCCUCUGGAUGGGCUGAGCCCAACGCCAAGGCAAGCGGAGGAGGAGGAUGAAGAGGUGACGGCGCUGGCUCUGAGCAGCAGUGAGCGGGUGCCCUUGGCAAAGCCACGCAGCUUCUGGGGGGGACCCCACACCACGCUAUGGGCCCAGAUCACCGCACAGCUGAGCCUCCUCAACACCGUCCUCCUCAUCUACCUGCUGCUGAUGACGACCCUGCUGCUGUCCUCGAUGUACAUCGGUCUGCGCAUCACGGAACUGGAGCAGCAGCUGGCAUCGGUGGAGGCUAGGCCAGACCUCAACCUGUCACAGCAGUACAAGACAUGAGGCCAGCAAGGACCCAGCCAUCGCCCCAGCUGGGGGGACGGGCUCAGGGGCUGCUCUGAGCCCUUCCUCUGCCUCUCGGGGGAACAGCUGGGAGCUCCAUCACCAAGUACCUUCCAGCCCCCCGCAAUAUACCUGGGGAGCCCACACAAGCUGUGGGGCUCCAUCUCGAUCCCCCCCGUGUCUCCUCACCCUGAGCAGCAGCAGGAGGAACGUGGGCAGCUCCCCCGGGGGCAGAGAGAAGCACACGGUCUGACUGGGGUCAGGUACCCACCACCCACCCGUCCCUAGCCCUCCCUGCCAACGGGGGUGGCAGGCAGAGGGGGACCUGGUGCCAGGCAAGGCAGGGGCAAAGGGACAGACUAUUCUAUUAAUAAAGAUGUGACCCCCUUCUGGGAGCACGCUGGGCUG